Drosophila novamexicana is the source of this 6788-nucleotide messenger RNA. RefSeq names its product neurexin-1. Lineage: Eukaryota; Metazoa; Arthropoda; Insecta; Diptera; Drosophilidae. The coding region runs from base 1205 to 6769 and encodes 1854 amino acids. The record is from RefSeq and is a predicted model, not a curated record. The transcript has 13 exons.
AUCCAUUGGAAACGCUGCGAAGAAAUUGAGUUUGAAAUUGCAGUUCAGUCUUGUCGUGAAUGCAGCGCAGAUCGAUAUUAAAACCUGGAGCAGCGGGUGGCGCUUUGAAAAAAUUCGACAUUUAAUUUUUGUAUCCCUAUUUGGGUAGAAAUUCUCCAAAAAUUUUCAUGCACACAUCUCAUCAGCUUCAAUAUCCUUACAAAAGUUAAAUCAAAAUUGUUAUAAAUACAAAAAAGUGUGUUACAAAUCGAGUUGAACAGUUGUGUAAGCAAAUCGAGUGCUUGAACUAAAAGGUGAAAUCAAUAGUUCAAAUAAUAAGAGGUGCUGGUAAACUAACAAGGAAUUCGUUUCUUUCAUACGUGGAAAUAUUAACUCUGAUGUGGCAUUAAAAAUUUUCGCCUACGUACAGUGAAAAUUUUCCGAUUUUUAGUAUGUAUAUGUACGUUGAGGCGCUUGUGGGCACCGCAGUAGCAUCGGGUGGAGGGGGCAUCCGGCGAGCUUUUGCCACCCCUACACCAAGCUACAUAUUCGGCUGCUAACGGUUUGCUAACACGAAUAAAUUGUGAAAAAAAAGAAUGUGCACGCUGUUGAGCAAUUUGUCAAGCAAUAUGCAAAUGAAAUCUACAAAAUGCCAAAAACUCAAAGAACAUUGCAAUCGAAAGUGGAAAACAAGGCAACAUUAGCAACAAUUUAAGUGAUUUGUGCUAAAGAAAAAAAAAAACAAAAGAAAUAAGUAACGGUAACAGCGUAACAGCGUAAGAACAGCCGCAGCCAACUUUGCGUACGACGAGCUUUUCUCUCCCACUCUCUUGCUCUCUCGCUCUCUUUAAUUCUCUCUCGCUCUUUUGAUUGACGCUCUCACACACGACUACACAAAGAAAAGUUCAAUGAAAGUUACACGCGCGGAUAAAAUUCCAAAGUGUUUCGCUCGCGUGUAGUAAUAGUAGACACCAAUACAAGGACACGCGCCAGAAACGGAAAGCUGCCCGUCAAGGACUGGAAUACGAAUACGAAAAGGAAUACGAAUACGCAACUGACAUUUACGUUUUACGCGCGCAACUCCUCAUGCUUGCAUUGGUGCGUGCGUGCGUGCGCGUGGCUGUGUGUGUGUGAAUGAGCGCGCGCCAAGUGCAACAUAUCUGAGUUAAAGAGCCUGAGAUAAAUAUACAACACAGAUCCGGACACAGACUAUGCACUUGCGGCAAUGACAGCCCACAGCAUUGAGAACGCCCACAAAAUGGACGAGCUGCUGUCAGAGAAUAAUAAUAAUAAUGGCACCCGGCUACUGCCCGAGCCAGCGACCACUAAGGCCUGCUCCUCUUCCUCCGACUUGCUGUUCAAUAAGGCGCGCCGUCGGCGAAGAGUUCUCGCCGAGACUCGCCCGCAGCCCUCGCGUCCUCAGCGUCGUUGUCGUUCGCGCUCUUGCUCCCGGCCAGCCAUCGUGGUGGAAUAUCGUCGCUCAUAUCGGGUGCUGAUUGUGACGGCGCUUCUGGUCAGCCUGGUGGCCAGUUUUAUAACGAUCAGCGCUGGCUUCCAGCUGGACGGUUCGCAAAGCUCGUUCUACACCUUUCGCAAAUGGUAUACGGGUCUGAAUGGCACGCUGGAGCUGGAGUUCAAGACGGAGCAGCCCAACGGCCUGGUGCUCUAUACGGACGACGGCGGCACUUACGAUUUCUUCGAGCUCAAGCUGGUCGAGGGCGCACUGCGUCUGCGCUACAAUCUGGGCGGCGGUGCCCAGAUCAUAACGGUGGGACGCGAGCUGCACGACGGACACUGGCAUAAGGUGCAGGUGCUGCGCAACGAUGAUCAGACCUCCUUGAUCGUCGACGGCGUCUCACAGCAGCGUUCCACCAAGGGCAAGGAGUUCCAGUUCGGCAAAUUCGCCAGCAACUCGGAUGUCUAUGUGGGCGGCAUGCCCAACUGGUACAGCAGCAAGCUCGCAUUGCUGGCCCUGCCCAGUGUCAUCUUUGAACCGCGCUUCCGUGGCGCUAUUCGCAAUCUCGUCUAUGCGGAUCAGCCGGGCGGCAUCACCAGGCGGCAGGAAAUGAAGCAGCCGCGCGACAUUAAAUGUGGCGACGCGCCUUGCGACCAUGGCGAGAUGCCACCCCGCGAAAGAGGAAUGAGGGGCGUUCGCGGCAACACAACCGACGCCUGUGAGCGCAACGAUCCCUGCCAGCAUGGCGGCAUAUGCAUAUCCACGGAUUCGGGUCCAAUAUGCGAGUGUCGUAAUCUGGAGUAUGACGGCCAGUAUUGUGAGAAGGAGAAGGCGCCAUCCGAAGCAACGUUCCGCGGUACACAGUUCCUCUCGUACGAUUUGGGUCAGACGGGCGCAGAGCCCAUUGUCAGCGCCCAGGAUGCCAUCUCCUUCUAUUUUCGCACCCGGCAGCCGAACGGGCUGCUCUUCUACACGGGCCACGGUACUGACUAUCUGAACCUGGCGCUGCGCGACGGGGGCGUCUCGCUAACCAUGGGCUUGGCCAACGGCAAGCAGGAGAUGCACAUAAAGCCCGCCAAGGUGCGUUUCGAUGAUCAUCAGUGGCACAAGGUGACCGUCCAUCGCCGCAUUCAGGAAAUCUCGUCCAUAACCAGCUUCUGUCGGCUCGUAACGGUGGUGGAUGACGUUUACACGGAUCACUCGCACAUCGCCGGCAAGUUCACCAUGCUCUCCUCCUCGCGCGUCUACGUCGGCGGCGCUGUCAAUCCUCGUGCUCUGCUCGGCGCUCGCGUGCACAACAACUUCGUGGGCUGCCUGCGCAAGGUGGAGUUUUCGGCGGACACAUUGAACCUGAAUCUCAUCGAUCUGGCUAAAAGCGGCUCCAAGCUAAUACAGGUGGCGGGCAAUGUGGAAUACCAGUGCCCCAGCGGCGAUCCCCAGGACCCGGUCACAUUCACCACGCGCGAAUCCCAUUUGGUGUUGCCCCCCUGGGAGACGGGCAAGCAGAGCUCGAUAAGCUUUAAAUUCCGGACUAAGGAACCCAAUGGCAUCAUCAUACUAGCCACGGGCUCCAAGCAGCCACGCGCCAAAAACCCUGUGUUGAUUGCCAUUGAGCUACUCAACGGGCACAUUUACAUACAUCUGGAUCUGGGAUCGGGCGCCUCGAAGAUACGCGCCUCGCGACGUCGUGUGGACGAUGGCGACUGGCACGAUCUCAUUCUGCGCCGCAACGGCCGCGAUGCCAAGGUCAGCGUGGACGGUGUGUGGAACGACUUUCGCACGCCCGGCGACGGCACCAUACUCGAGCUAGACGGACACAUGUAUGUGGGUGGCGUUGGUCCCGCCUACAACAGCGUUGCCUGGCCGGCGGCCAUCUGGACAGCGACGCUGCGUCAAGGAUUUGUCGGCUGCUUGCGUGACCUGGUGCUUAGCGGCAAGGCGAUCGAUAUAGCUGCCUUUGCACGCGUGCAGGAUUCCGCUUCUGUCAAGCCCUCGUGCCAUGUGCAGGGCAAUGUGUGUAGCGGCAAUCCCUGCCUGAAUGGUGGCACUUGUCUGGAGGGCUGGAACCGACCCAUCUGCGACUGCUCGGCAACUCUGUACGGCGGACCUACUUGCGGCCGGGAGCUGGCCACGUUGGCCUUCAAUGGCAGCCAACACAUGACCAUUUGGCUGGCCAAUGGCCAGGGCACUAAGACGCAAACGGAGGAGCUGGUCAUACGCUUCAAGACCUCGCGACCGGCCGGUCUCCUGCUCCUAACCAGCGCCGAAUCCAAUUCCCCGGAUCGCCUAGAGAUCGCGCUAGUAGCGGGUCGUAUUCGCGCCAGCGUGCGGCUCAGCGAUCGGGAAAAGAACCUGCUCGCUGGCCAAUCGGUGCUCAAUGACAAUAAUUGGCACACCAUACGCUUCUCGCGCAGAGCGUCCAAUCUGCGUCUACAAGUUGACGGGGCUCCCCCCGUCAGGGGUAUGUUAUCUGAGACAAUACUGGGACGGCACAGUACCAUGGAGAUACGUUCGAUACACCUGGGCGGGCUGUUCCAUGCCGAGGAGGAGAUACAGAUGACCUCGACGAUGCCGAACUUCGUGGGCCAAAUGCAGGGCUUCAUAUUCAAUGGUCAGCGUUACCUGGACAUCGUCAAAUCGCUGGGACCGGAGCUGUCAGCACUGCCCAGCGCCACGUUCAAGCUGACGGCACGCUUUGUCAACUCGCCGGCGGGACAGCCGUAUCAUGCGGCUACCUUUCGCUCCAAGCACUCCUACAUAGGUCUGGCCAUGCUUAAGGCCUACACCAGCAUCUCUAUAGACUUUCGCUUCAAGACCGUGGAGCCCAACGGUCUGUUGGUCUUCAAUGGCGGACGACGCAAUGAUUUCGUGGCCGUGGAGCUGGUCAACGGGCACAUACACUACACAUUCGAUCUGGGCGAUGGGCCUGUGACCAUGCGGGAUAAGUCGCGGAUUCACAUGAACGACAAUCGCUGGCAUCAGGUCAGCAUUCGGCGACCCGGGCCCAAGACGCACACCUUGACCGUGGACGAUUCCUUUGAAAUAAUCACAUUAACGGGCAACAAUAUGCAUCUCGAGCUGGCGGGCAUCCUGUAUAUUGGCGGCGUAUUCAAGGACAUGUACUCAAAGCUGCCGGGCUCAAUAUCCUCCCGCUCCGGCUUCGAGGGUUGCCUGGCUUCGUUGGAUCUGGGCGAUAGCUCGCCCUCACUGACCAGCGAUGCGGUUGUGCCCAGCUCGCUGGUGGUCAGCGGCUGCGAAGGACCCACCAAGUGCAGCCAGAAUGCGUGCGCCAAUCGCGGCGUCUGUGUCCAGCAAUGGAAUGCGUAUGCCUGCGAGUGCGACAUGACCUCGUACACGGGUCCAACCUGCUAUGACGAAUCCAUUGCAUAUGAAUUCGGCAACAGCAAGGGCAUGGUGCAGUACAGCUUCCCGGAGAGUGCACAGGCGGACACCGAGGAGGACAACAUUGCGCUGGGCUUCAUUACCACCAAGCCGGAUGCCGUGCUGCUGCGCAUUGAGAGCUCGACCACACAGGAUUACAUGGAGCUGGAGAUAGUCGAGGGCAAUAUCUUUAUGGUGUACAACAUUGGCAGCGUGGACCUGCCGCUGGGCGAGAUCGGCACCAAGGUAAACGACAAUGCCUACCAUGUCGUACGCUUCUCCCGCAAGGGCGGCAACGCAACGCUCCAGCUGGACGACUACAAUGUGCAGGCGCUCACGCCUCAGGGACACCACUCGACCGUUUUCAAUACCAUGUCGAAUAUUCAGGUGGGCGGCAAAUUUAGCCGCAACGGUCGCACCAGGAUCGAGCGACCGUUUGCGGGCGUCAUCGCCGGCUUGUCGGUGAACAAGCUGCGUAUCCUGGAUCUGGCCGUCGAGCGAGAUCCGCAUAUCACCAUACGUGGAGAUGUUCAAUUGGUAACUGGAGUAUUAGAUAGAAAUGAUCUGCAGAGAAUGCAGCAGACGCCUGCGAGCGGCUAUCCGGGCGCCAUAGACGAUCUGAUCUUCUCCGGGGCCGGGUCCGGUUGUCGCGGCGACGACGAGGACGAAUGCACGCCCCCAUUUGAGUCGGGCAGCGGGGAUGACCUAAUAACGCCCGUCUAUGUGCCGCCCACCAAGCAGACGACGACCACACAGCAGGGCAACAACAAUCUGGGCUCCGAUCGCAACAACAACAACAACAACAACACGAACAACAAUGGCACGGAGCGCGCCUGCGAUGAUGAGGACUGUGUGCACGGUUCCGGCGAUUAUGGAGAGACAACGGAGCAGUUCACGUCGACCAGCACGGCCAAGGGUGCAGAGUCCAACAUCGAGCUGGUGACCGCAUCCACAACCGGACGCAGCGAUCUCACCACUGAGCAGCAGCAACAUGGCAGCAGCAGCAGCAGCGGAUUGGGCAGCAGCACCUCCACCUAUAUGACCACAAUGUCCAGUGCCGGCAGCAGCAGCAGCAGCUCAUCCAGCAGCCAGCCAAGCAGCACGUCCAGCAGCGCGGGCACCAGCACGCAGCGCAGCAGCCAGCCGAGCAGCAGCUCCAGCACGACGACAACAACCACGACGACAACAACAACCACGACAAGCACGACAACAGCACAGCCGGAGUUGCGCACCACGGUCACGGAGCGCGAAACCACGCACGAUAUCUACGUGGCGAUAGGAGGAGGCGGCGGCGGCGGCGGAGCUGGCGGCGGCAACCGGGAUCAUGAGCGCAUGCAGCUGCCUGACGACCACCAGUUGCCUCCUAUGCCCCCGCCGCUGCCACCCCAGCCAGAUCCGCCGCCAUACGGGCCCUAUGGCGGCACCACCUACAACAGCAAUGUGAACAGCUAUCGGCCCAAGGGCGGCAAGGGUGGACGCAUUAAUUCCAUUGAGGAAGAGCGCACAGCCAUGAUUAUAGGCAUUGUGGCGGGCAUUUUAAUUGCGGUUAUCCUGGUUAUCCUGCUGGUGCUGUGGCUCAAGUCGAACGGCGAUCGCGGCUACAAGACGGAGAGCGAAAAAGCCGCCGCCUACGGCUCGCAUAAUCCGAAUGCCGCGCUCCUGGGCAACACCAGCACCAAUGGCUCGUACCAUCAGCAGCGGCAGCAUCAUCAGGCAGCCGGUGGCGGGCUACCCGGACAGCUUCACGGUCAGCACCAGCUGCAGCAGCAGCAGCAGCAGCAGCAGCAGCAGCAUCACAACAUCAACGGAGCUGGUGGAGGAGGCGGUGGCAUGAUGUCCAGCGGCAGCGGCUCGCUCGGCUACGGCAGCGACGGGCGACCCCAGAUGGCGGGCCUGGUGCAGCCGAAGGCCAAGAAGCGCGACUCCAAGGAUGUCAAGGAGUGGUAUGUGUAAGCAACGCCAACGCCAACGC